AUGGAUGAUCAAACCACGUCAAGUAAGUUGCCAAAAGCAGCAUAUAUUCUAAAUGUGAUAUUAUUGGUAUCAAGUAUAGAUGAGCAUAUGACAUCAUCUCUGGCACUAUUAUUUUAUCGUAACAAAUUGAAUUUUUCAAACGAAGAAGCGUUGGCUUUGGCUCAUGCAGUUAGCAUGGCUAGUCUCUUCAUUUCCCCAUUCGGAGCACUACUGACUGAGAGUUAUGGAAAUAAAUACUUGAUCAUGAUCGUCCAAUAUAGCGCCCUUAUACUUAUGCAAAUUUCUUUAAUACUUGCAGCGAUUCCUGCAUUCCGAUCAUUUGCACAUUUUAUUAUUUAUAGUAAGAGUAUAUUUAGUAUUGGUGUGGCUAUUGUUGUAAACUCAGUACCAUUUGCCUUCGACGGAAACCAGUUUAACAUGCCAGCUGAAUUACCUGCACUAAUGAAAUUUUAUCGAAUACAAUAUCUUAUUCAUAAUUGCGGAGUAUUUGUAGGACACUACUUGGGACCCUUAGCCAAAACUUCGGUCGCUUGUUUGGGUGAACAAGAUUGUUAUUUAUUGCCAUAUGGCAUGAGUUUAAUUUUUGGAAUAGCAUCUUUGAUCAUAUUUUUGGCUGGAACUCGUUUAUAUAAGAACACGAAACCGGAACGUAACAUGGCACUCGACAUCACAAAAUGCGUUUGGUAUGGUGCGACUCAUUGGUGCCAAGAAAGAAAAAGCAAUCCACAGAAACACUGGUUAGAUCAUGCUGAACCAAAAUUUGGAACUCAACUUGUAAUUGAUAUUAAAACAGCAAUAAACAUGCUCACUAUUUUCACCGUUAUACCAUUAUACAGUGCUGUAUAUAGUCAAUUGGAUAGAGAGUGGUUACUUCAAGCAGCAAGAUUAGAUGGGCGUAUGGGAUUUUUUACAUUCAUUCCAGAACAUUUUAAUUUGGUGAACCCAGUUUUAGCAUUAAUUCUAAUGCCAAUAUUCACAAAUUUCUUAGAUCCCUUCAUAAAGCGCUGGAAAAUGGAUCGCAUGUUUCGAAGAAUGAUUUUUGGAGGAGUAAUGGCCGCAAUUUCAUUUGUAUUAUCAGGAUGUGUAGAAUCAAAAAUUAAGCUUGAAAAUCCUAUACUUCCAGAGCAAAAUGAAGUGCAAAUAAGAAUAUUUAAUGGUUUUAAUUGCUCGUGCUUCAUUCAUAUGCCCGUUAUUUCUGAUAGAUCUUUUGAAGUACCUGCAUAUGGAGCUUACACUAAUAAACACGUUAUUAUUAAUGUUUCUCAAACAAUACAAGUAUCUGCAGAAGGUCUGUGCUUUGAACCAAUAAGUGAAAUUAUGAAUGCAGAUGCUGGUACUGCCUUGUCAAUAUUUAUAACAUAUCAAAAUGGCGAAAUAUAUAUAACUUCUUACAUUGAAACUGUAGCGAAAACUGAACAGGGUUUACCUAUUUUGACCGUGAUUGGAGCAAACUAUAAUGAUUCUGUGAUGGUUUAUGACUCUAAAGGUGUAGAAGUACCAAUAAAUGUUAUAACAAGUGAACUAGCUGGUCAUAUAAUACGAACUAGCGAUAACAGAUAUGUGCAAGUAGUUGCUGAGAAUUAUAAGUUAAUCGUAAAUGGUCAGAAGAAACAGGAGUUCGAUUUACAUCAAGGUGGCAUAUAUCUUGCCGCAAUUUGUGAUACUGUCGUGGUUAUGUUUACAAUUACUGAACCGAAUUCCGUACAUGUUGCUUGGAUGCUACCACAAAGCAUAUUUCUAAUAUUUGGUGAAGUUUAUUACGGGAUUACAUUAAACGAAUUCAUUUACAGCGAGGCACCAGAUUCACUAAAAGUUUUAAUUGCCGCUUUAUCCAAAUUUUUAGAUGGUGUGGGUGAAGCUUUUGUGGUUUUGGUGCUAAAAUUAGUACAUAUUGAUGAAGAUUAUAUAUUUUAUAUGUAUGCGCUUUUACUUCUAUUGAAUAUGUGUUGGCUAGCGUUUAUUGGAAGGAGAUUUAAAUCCUUGCAAACUAAUGAAGAACUAAUGUGA
Ctenocephalides felis (cat flea) is the source of this 2007-nucleotide messenger RNA. RefSeq names its product peptide transporter family 2-like. The record is from RefSeq and is a predicted model, not a curated record. Gene Ontology annotation, cellular component: membrane. Gene Ontology annotation, biological process: transmembrane transport. Bases 1 to 2007 code for a protein of 668 amino acids. NCBI's taxonomy places the organism in Eukaryota, Metazoa, Arthropoda, Insecta, Siphonaptera, Pulicidae. Gene Ontology annotation, molecular function: dipeptide transmembrane transporter activity. The transcript has a single exon.